AUGAAGCUUGAGCCACUUGACAAGAAGGCCAUUCAUGAACCUACUGUGGUGUCAAAUGUCUUGAAGGAGUUCAUAGAUGUUAUGUCACCCAAGUUGUCGAAGACUUUGCCACCAUGCAGAAGCGUGGAUCAUCAUAUCGAGCUAGAGCUAAGAGUGAAGUCUCCAGUGAGACCACCCUACCGCAUGCCCCCUCCAGAGUUGGUAGAGCUCAAAAAGCAGUUAGAGUAUCUUAAUAAGUUCAUGGUUGUCUACUUGGACAAUAUCGUCGUCUAUAGCCAAAUGCUCGAGGAGCAUGUCGAGCACCUUCGGACAAUUUUUAAGGUUCUCAGGGAGAACACUUUAUUCAUGAAAAGGGAGAAGUGCUACUUUACUCAAAUGGAUAUAUUAUUCUUGGGGUAUCGAAUCAGUGAUGGUUCCAUUCGGAUGGACAAAUCGAAGGUGCAAGCUGUUGCAGAAUGGCAAACUCCAAAGAAGGUGCCAGAGCUGAGAUCCUACCUUGGUUUCGUCAACUACUAUCGAUGCUUUAUAGUAGGGUAUCCGAAGCAUGCAACUCUACUAACGGAGUUGCUGAAGAAGGAGCAACCUUGGAGGUGGUCUGACAAAUGUGAAGCUGCAUUCCAAGAUCUAAAGGCUACUACUGUGUUGGUAGAACCGGUGCUCAAAUUAUUGGAUUAUGGGGAGCCCUUCGAAGUCUAUAUAGAUACUUCAUACUUUGCUAUUGGGGGAGUACUCAUAUAG
Messenger RNA from Musa acuminata AAA Group (dessert banana), 738 nucleotides. RefSeq lists its product as uncharacterized. The record is from RefSeq and is a predicted model, not a curated record. Bases 1 to 738 code for a protein of 245 amino acids. Lineage: Eukaryota; Viridiplantae; Streptophyta; Magnoliopsida; Zingiberales; Musaceae. The transcript is spliced from 2 exons.